Messenger RNA from Zootoca vivipara (common lizard), 7782 nucleotides. The record is from RefSeq and is a predicted model, not a curated record. Lineage: Eukaryota; Metazoa; Chordata; Lepidosauria; Squamata; Lacertidae.
GAAACCGGGCGAAGGAGAGGAGGAAUCUGAAAGGGGAUUGGCCAGCUGUCCGAUGGAGAGGCUUCUGAUUGGUCCAUCCCUGCUCGGGGUGGGAAAUGGGGUCAGGUGGUUCUGGGAGCCCCGUAGAAACUGGUUUUCUGCCUGGAGAAACAGGGAAAGGAUGACAGGGGUCCCUCUUGCUUUGAACUGGGGAGAGUCCCAGAGGGAGGGGCCGCCCCCCUGAGCAACAUGCGCCCCCUCCCUUUCCUGCCUGUGGGGUUCUUACAGGGGCCCCCUCCACAUCUGCCCCCCCUUCAGCCCCCUCCCAAUCUCAGGCGUGUUUCAUUCCUUGCCCGGGACACUUUCUCAUCUGUCUCUUUUCCUGGGAUGAAAAGCGGCUGCAGAAGCAGAAAAAUCCACUGGAGGGGAGGGAUCUCCUGGCUGGGACGCCCCCCCCUCCAUCCUUACCCCCCCCCCACUCGCUGAGCUGGGUGGUGUUUUUUUAGAGGGUGUCUUGACGGAGCCAUUUCUGAGCCCAAGGAACCUCCUGCCACUAGGCAGACUUUCCCCUCUUUUCCAUCCCAGCCUUUCCCUGGGAUCCAGGAGCCUCUAGGUUGGGGGAGGGGGAGAGCCAAGGUAACCCCCCCCCAUGCUCCCCCUCUCCCUCGCGGUUAGUCUGGUUAGAUGUGGGCUCCUUGGGGGAGAGUCCUUGGCAAAGAGGGAGAAGCGGGGAGGGAAAAGGGGCUGCCCCUUGAGCGCAGGCGCAGAAGCAGGAAAGAGGGGCGGGCUCGGUGCUCUGGCUUUGUAAGGGUUAAAAGGAGCAGAGGUGGAUUCCUAGAGAGGACAGGAAGUGAAGGGGGAGGGGCAAGGUUCUCCAUGGCUAAAUUCCCUCCCUCCCUCCCGCAUUCCUUCCUGCUUUCUUCUCUCCUUUGCAAAAGCUUCCUUGGUGCCAGUUCCUGGAAUCGGGGUCCAGUGUGCUUUGAAGACCUAGCUGUUCCUUUCGAAGUCAAGGAGGAGAAGUGUGGGAUCAUGGCCUCUCUGGACCCUGCAGCUUGUUUUGGCUCCUCCUCAGGAAGGACGAAAGAGACGGAUCCUGCAAAGCUAGCGAGGAUGGAAGGGGGAAGAUGGACGGUUGACCUGGUCAGGUUGCCUCCUGCAUCCCUCCCCACAACCUCUGAGCGUUCCCUCCCAGGGACCUGCGAGAGAUCUGGACCCUGCAGCUUCUUUUGGCUCCUUGACUCCUCAGGAAGGAUGAAAGAGACGGAUCCUGCAAAGCUAGUGAGGAUGGAAGGGGGAAGAUGGACGGUUGAGCUGGUCAGGUUGUCUCCUGCAUCCCUCCCCACAACCUCUGAGCGUUCCCUCCCAGGGACCCUCGAGAGAUCUGAUGGUGCUGAAUUGGAAGGGAAGAACAAGAGGGACCACAACAAAAUCCACGUAGCAGAGAAGUCAAAUAGAUAUUCAGAGUGUGGAGAGAACAUCCGUCAAAGCUCCCAGUCCACCUCCCAUCAAAGAAAGAGCUUAAUUCAGCGGGAUAGCCUCACUUCACAAAAAAGAACAAAGAGUAGGGAGAAAUUGUAUCAGUGCAGUGAAUGUGGAAAGAGCUUCAGUCAACGUCAGAAACUCACUUGGCAUCAAAGAAUUCAUACAGGGGAGAAGCCCUAUCAGUGCUUGGAAUGUGGAAAGAACUUCAGUCAGAAGGGGAAUCUCGCUUUGCAUCAAAAAAUUCAUACAGGGGAGAAACCCUAUCAGUGCUUUGAAUGUGGGAAGAGCUUCCGGGAGGGGAAUAAGCUCACUUUCCAUCAAAGAAUUCAUACAGGGGAGAAACCUUUUCAAUGCCUUCAGUGUGGAAAGAACUUCAGUCAGAAGGGGAAUCUCGCUUUGCAUCAAAAAAUUCAUACAGGGGAGAAGCCCUAUCAGUGCUUGGAAUGUGGAAAGAGCUUCAGUCGGAAGGAGAGUCUCACUUCCCAUCAAAGAGUGCAUUCUGGGAUGAAACCAUAUCUCUGCAUGAAAUGUGGAAAGACUUUCAGUUGGAAGUAUAGUCUCACUUUACAUGAAAGAAUUCAUACAGGGCAGAAACCCUAUCAGUGCUUUGAAUGUGGAAAGAGCUUCCGGAAGGGGACUAAGCUCACUUCCCAUCAAAGAAUUCAUACAGGGGAGAAACCCUAUCAGUGCUUCGAAUGUGGAAAGAGCUUCAAUCGGAAGGAUCAUCUCACUUCCCAUCAAAUAAUUCAUACAGGGGAGAAACCCUAUCAGUGCAUUGAAUGUGGAAAGAGCUUCAGUUACAGGCGAUAUCUCUCUAUACAUAGAAGAAUUCAUAGAGGGGAGAAGCCAUAUCAGUGCUUUGAAUGUGGGAAGAGCUUCAGUCAAAGCCCACAUCUCACUAUCCAUCAAAGAAUUCAUACAGGGGAGAAACCCUAUCAGUGCAUUGAAUGUGGAAAGAGCUUCAGUUAUAGGCAAGAUCUCACUAUGCAUCGAAGAAUUCAUACAGGGCAGAAACCCUAUCAGUGUGUGGCAUGUGGAAAGAGCUUCAGUCGGAAGGAUAGUCUCACUACCCAUCAAAGAAUUCAUACAGGGGAGAAACCCUAUCAGUGCUCAGAAUGUGGGAAGAGCUUCAGUCAAAGCCCACAUCUCACUUCCCAUCAAAUAAUUCAUAGAGGGGAGAAGCCAUAUCAGUGCUUGGAAUGUGGAAAGAGCUUCAGUCGGAAGGAGAGUCUCACUUCCCAUCAAAGAAUUCAUACAGGGGAGAAACCCUAUCAGUGCAUUGAAUGUGGAAAGAGCUUCAGUUACAGGCGAUAUCUCUCUAUACAUAGAAGAAUUCAUAGAGGGGAGAAACCCUAUCAGUGCUCAGAAUGUGGGAAGAGCUUCAGUCAGAAGAAUAAUCUCACUUCCCAUCAAAUAAUUCAUACAGGGGAGAAGCCAUAUCAGUGCUUUGAAUGUGGGAAGAGCUUCAGUCAGAAGAAUAAUCUCACUUCCCAUCACAGAAUUCAUACAGGGGAGAAACCCUAUCAGUGCUUGGAAUGUGGAAAGAGCUUCAGUCGGAAGGAGAGUCUCACUUCCCAUCAAAGAAUUCAUACAAAGGGAAAACCCAAAAAGAAACAUAAUGAAGCUAAAAUUAUUAAACAGCCAUUACAAAACACAAUUAUAUAGAAAAGAGAAAGGGGGGGGGAGAAUAAUAAUACCUUUUAUCACAUUUGUAUUAUAUAUAUUGUGGGGGGGUGCAUCUGGAAUUCUCUGUACAGGGCAAAGUUUAUUGGGGGGUAAUCCAUCAAGCGAUUUACCACAGGACCACUGGCGCCAGUCUGUCUGUUUACACAUCUUCCUUGUCAGCAUGAGUGAUGUUUAAGUUAAAGGUUAAUGUAUACUUACGAAUGCUUAAUAGAGAGGCUGGGGCUGAGAGAGAUCUCAGCACUUCCCUGCACACUUUCUGCAUCUACCGACUGCUGUCUCACAAUUUGUUCGCACCACUGCCGGCUGGUUUUCCGGCAAGUGGUGCCCCGUGUGAGGCUCUGUUCUACGCCUUUGUUGGAAGGACGCACGUCAUGGUCCUGCAUCGCUACUCACCCGCCCGGCAAGGGCUUCAGGCGCCUACUUCAUCUUCAGAUCCCCGGUGAGUAGCCCCUGCUACUGCAUACCCUUCUCUCCCUGCGUUGCCAUGGGCACCUCGCUUUCCGUGCCACAGAAACGUUUUCUUAAAGACUUAAAGCACCUGCUGAAUUCCAACAGUCAGCAUGUAUCAGAGGACGAUUUAAUUGCUCUCAUUAAUAUCAUCACAGAGCAUUGCCCAUGGUUCCCUGAAGAUGGAACCUGGGAACUGGAUAAAUGGGAUAAAUUAGGUGAACAUUUCCAUGGUCAUCCCAGCAUCGGGGUGCGUGUUUUAAGUACGUGGGGAAAAAUCAGAGCAUGCUUGGCCUUGGUAACACCAAAAAAUAUUUUACUGGCCGCAUCCUCCGCUGCACCAACUGUUCCGUUCAUUUAUCCAGCCUUAUCACCUCCGUCAGCACCGCCCGCACCCACGCCUGCCCCACCAACGCCUUCUGUUUAUCUGGCAUUGCCUGCGCCCAUGCCUCCUGGUCCGCCACCGGACCCACCUAAUCUAACUCCGCCAGUAAAACAGCAACUUCCUUUGCCUGCCACCCCACCCCCUCCAGCCUAUGUCUCUCAGGUUUUGCCAGCAUUUCAAAGUACCAUGCCCACCGUAACGCAGGGGGGGGAAAAAUACCACAAGGCUGCAGGAAUCUCUUAAAGCAGCAGCCCCCUUGUUGGCGUUUGAUUCCACUGAAAUGUCAGCUGCUUUUCCUGUGAUAGUGCCCGCAGGACCCGCGGGUGGGGCCCCACGGCAUGAGCAAUUUGAACUCCGCUUCAUCAAAGAAUUAUACCAGUCAGUAAGGGACAAUGGAUUGCAUUCCCUAUACACCCUCGGCCUCUUUGGCACCGUCCUCCAACCUCAUCAAAUGAUAAUUUUUAUGCAAGGUUGGACCUGGGCAUGCCAACGUAGGGUAGCUAAUAUUCAAACCACCCUCAAUAAUGCUGCCCAAGUAGCCCACGCAGCAGCCGUGGUCGCCGCCGGUGCGGGGGCAGCCCCCCCGGCACCCGUCAUGCUGACUCCAGCUGAUGUGCUUAACGGCUUAACCGGCGAAGGAAAUUUUAUGCAAAUACAACAACAAUUGGGUCUGGAUCCCUCUUAUUGGGAAGCCACCACUGCAGCUGCCCAGGAAGCCCUUGCUGCGGUCCCAGAUGACAAAAUUGAAAAAGGUGGGCGUUGGGGCAGUGUCCGUCAGGGACCUUCUGAGCCUCAUGGGGCGUUUAUUGAUCGUUUGUACAACACGCUUAAACGCCAAGUGCAAGACGUGGCGGCACAAGAAGUUAUUGUCAGGCAGCUGGCAUUUGAUAAUACCAAUGAGGAUUGCAAACAAGUGCUCCGCCCUUUGUUAUCCACACCACACGUGGCAAUUGCCGAUAUGCUUAAAGCUUGCCAGUCAGUGGGCACCGAGAGCCAUAAGGCAAAAUUGCUUGCCGCUGCCUUAACCCCAGCAGUAAAUCCAGCAGCUGGGAGAGAAUGUUUCAAUUAUGGAAAAAUGGGUGCAACAGUUAACAGAGGACCUCACCUCUGCAGGGCUUAAAAUCGCCCCGGAAAAAAUUCAACGCACUCUGCCUAUCACAUACUUUGGACACAAGGUUACGCAACAAGCAGCAUCCCCCCUGAUACCGCAGUUGCAUUUUCCAGCGGUACUCCGGCUGGUGGAUCUACAGCAGUUAUUAGGACAUCUGAAUUGGGCAAAAUCAUACAUAGACCUACCAACGUGUGUACUAUCACCCCUGUACACUGCCCUGAAAGGACAUAAGCAACCGGCGGACAUCAUACCGGUAACCCAGGACAUGGAAUCAGCCCUGGCGACGAUUAAUCACCAUUUGCAAAAAUCUAUGGUGGACCGCCUGGAUUCCACAGGACCAUUGUCAUUGGCAGUUUUUGCCACAAAAUUGCUGCCUACAGCUGUUCUCUACCGGCCUGCAGAACUUUCUCAGUCUUGCGUUUGUAUUGUUGAAUGGCUACACUUGCCCCAUACACCACCGCAAAACGUAUAUACUUCUCCAGCUGCUGUCAUGGACAUUGUUAUCAAGGGAAGACAACGAGCUGUGGCAUUGACAGGAAUGGAGGUAGAAGCUAUUUUUCUACCUUUUUCACAGGACGAGGUUCAGCAUUUGCUAUGUCCACUUGUACUCAAGUGGCAUUAGCAGACUUUGUUGGAAGGAUUUUACAUAAUCCACCUACUGACUUACGGCUUACCUUUCUUUCCUCUGUCUCCUAUUCCCUCCGUUCCCUGUGCUCCCCCACCCCCAUCCCCUCUGCUCUCACCCUCUUCACUGAUGGGACAAAGGCGAGGGGGGUGGUAGUGUGGCGGGAGGAGGGGGCGUGGAAGACAAGAUUUACAAUGGAGCAGAAAUCCGCUCAGCGUUCUGAAUUGGCUGCGGUGAUCUUGGCAUUUGAUCUUUUUCAGGAUGUGCAAUUUAAUCUGAUUGUUGAUACUCAGUAUGUCUCCAGACUUUUAACAUCCUUGCCAGUGGCAUACAUUACGCCUGCUCUCGAUGAUGAUUUGUUGCAAUUAUUUCUCUCUUUGCAGCGUCUGCUACAAGCUCGAAGGCACUCCUUUUUUGUGGCCCACCUGCGCUCUCAUUCUAACUUGCCAGGAUUUCUGGCACAUGGUAAUGCUGUAGCAGAUGCUGCUUUGCAGCAAGAGCAGGUUUUUUCUUUGUUUUCUGACCCUCUGCUGAGCCAUGCCACCUUCCAUCAAUCCGCCAAGGUUCUAGCCAAGUCUUUUCAAAUACCAAUUUCUCAGGCACGGGACAUUGUCUCGCAAUGUUCUUCUUGUUCUAAAGCCCCUACCAUGAUUCCUUUUGAUGCUGUUAAUCCCAGAGGGAUUGCCCCUCUUUCAAUCUGGCAAAUGGAUGUCACUCUCACCCCGUUGCUAGCCCCUUUUUCGAAACUUCACCUCACGGUGGACACGUCUUCGGGCUACAUCUCAACCCCUCUAAAAGGGGAGACAGCCAGACACAUAAUACAGCACACUCUGCGCUGUUUUUCGGUCAUGGGAAAGCCUAGCAGCAUCAAAACGGAUAAUGGCCCCGCGUAUAUUUCUAAGCAAUUCUCUGAUUUCUGUAAAUUGUGGAAUGUGAAAUUAACUCAUGGUAUUCCUUUUAAUUCUACAGGACAAGCAAUUGUUGAGCGAGCGCAUUCAACUUUUAAAUCUCUGCUUUUUAAACAACUAAGUGGAAAGAACGCUCCUAUUGCUGAAAUUCCUAACAUUGUGCAUCAAGUGCUUUUUACUCUAAAUCAUCUCUUGUACCCACAUAAUAAGCAGCAUACUCCAGCAGAAUUGCAUUUUAGAAAAGAGGAGGAGCUGCCUCGCCCCCUUGUGUCUUUCAGGAAACUUCCAGAUCCAGCAUGGCGUGGACCUGUACCGCUGAUUACCUGGGGACGCGGAUACGCCGCGGUGGAUAUCGAUGGGGACCCCCUGUGGGUACCAGCGCGUUGUGUACGGCCCUGGCGUUCAUCUUCUGCAGUUGCCUCGCCUUGCCUAGUGGAGACAGACCUUUCUACACUCUUUCUGGAAGACAGCGCCUGUCACCCGGUCUGAACCACCAUUGCACCUGGCGGCAUCGUGCUCUAAAUAUGGCUGCACUCCGUCAAGAUCACCUUCCAUCUAUUCGAUCUACAGGCCAUAAUCGCCCUAGGCGUGCUGCCAUUUUACAGAAGAAUCAAAGACCCGACUCUUAUCAUUCCAUAUGGAAUAAUAAUACCUAUGUACAGGAUAUUUCUCACAGCUCCCUUUCUCAAGCUCUGGGAGGAAGACCUUUCAUUGCCUACAGACAGCCACCCAAUCUUAAACAACUCCUCACCCACAAUAAUACAACCACCAGACUUAACAUGGACACUGGUACCAGAGCCUGCAAUAAACCCAGAUGCCAACUUUGCUGCCACAUACACCCGGACAACAUCAUUACUGGCCCCAACAACAUCCAACAUACCAUCUCAGGACUAUUUAAUUGUUCAUCUUCUAACAUUGUGUAUGCCAUCAAAUGCCAACGGUGCCCUUCAGCUCUCUAUAUUGGACAAACAGGCCAAACCCUACGCCAAAGGAUAAAUGGACAUAAAUCUGACAUCAGGAACCAGAAGACAGAAAAACCAGUAGGAGAACACUUCAAUCUCCCAGGACAUUCUAUACAAGAUCUCAAAGUAGCUGUCUUACUACAAAAGAAUUUCAGAAAUAGACUGGAAAGAGAAGUUGCUGAAUUACAACUUAUCAC